UUUGUUUUGCUGGUUCCUUGUCCAACACUUUAUUUACCACUCAAACGAUGGCGUGACUGCUGUUGCAAAAGUUUCCUUUUCCUUUCGACUCAAGUUAACGUAUGCAGAAUAUCUGCGCACGAUCGCGGUUUCGGCAGGCCAGUAAUAAAAGUAGAGAAGCAAGAGAAUACUUGAUUUCCCAGAAUGAACGAUACCAACUACUUUGACUAUUCGUUCCCUCCGUGGGAGUGUUUUGACACUCAGAAGGAGAGAAAUUCUGUCAGAGAGGUGUCACUCUUCUUCUACUGUCUGACCUGUGUGCUCGGAGUCCCUGGAAAUGGCCUAGUUGUAUGGAUUGCUGGAGUGAAGUUGAAGAGGACAGUGAACACUGCUUGGUUCUUUAACCUGGCAAUCGCUGACCUCCUGUGCUGUCUCUCCAUUCCAUUCACUGUUGCAGACAUUCUAUUAGAAAACCACUGGCCAUACGGAAGCGUCAUGUGCAAAGUCCUACCCACCAUCAUUGUUCUCAACAUGUUUGCCAGCGUCUUCACCCUGAACUUCAUUAGUCUGGACCGCUUCGUCCAGGUUGUUAAGCCAGUUUGGGCUCAGAAUAAUCGUAGCCUUAGGCUGGCUUGGGGGUGCUGUGUCAUGGCCUGGCUAAUGGCCUUUCUCCUCAGCCUGCCUACCAUGAUCCUGAGGAAUACUGAAGACUUCUGCAACAGUACCAUCUGCACAUUCACUUACAGCAGCGAGACCGAGGGUAGGAACAGCACCGAAGCCGAUGGCUUGGAUCAGUACAGAUCGUUAACUGUGACCAGGUUUGUCUUUGGCUUCCUGUUACCUCUUUUGUGCAUCGUGGUGUGCUAUGCCCUCAUUGCCUGGAAGGUGAGCAGCAGCCAGUUCCGCUCCGGGAGGGCAUUCCAGAUCAUGCUGGCUGUCGUGGUGGCCUUUUUCCUAUCCUGGUUACCCUACCAUGUGGUGGGCUUGGUAGAUGUGUAUGGGGGGGAGCAGGUCUCUGAGCAAGCCCGUGCAGUAGACCCACUGGUCAUCUCUUUUGCAUACGUAAACAGCUGCAUGAAUCCUGUACUAUAUGUGUUUAUGGGGCACGAUUUCAAAGAGAGGAUUAAGCUGUCUCUGAGACGGGUCUUUGAGAAGGCAUUCAGUGAAGAUGGCCCAAACUCUACAUUAAACUCCAAAGGACUUCAGUCCCGUGCCACCAACUCCUCCGAGGCACAGCUGUGACCAGAUAAAGCCAGAUCCUGGUGGAAAUCCUCCUUAGUGUGAUUCAAUAUUGUGCAUAGAGACCCCUUUGUUAAUUUACUCCUCCUUAGUAUUAAUAUAACAAGGUAGAAAUUUUGUUUUGCUUUACGAGUGAAAUUCUUUCCAUCUUUUUACUUAUUGUAACUUUCAAAAUACUUUUUAAAAACAGGAUAUCGAAGUAAAAUAAAUGCAUAAUCUAUUAGUCCAAAAAAUAAAUGUGCUGGGACAACAAAUCUUAAUCUAUUAGUCAAAAAUGUGUUAGAAUGUGGGUAUAUAAAUUAGACAUUGAGGCGGGAUAUAUAUUUUUCUUCAUUUUUGUUCACAGAAGACUUUUAUAUUGAUAUUUAUUCUGUACUGUACAUUUUUCACUAUAAUGAAAUCAUUAAGUACUAAACACACCUCUGCUAGUACAUUAUGUUAGUUGCCUUUACUGAACCUAAAAAAAAUGUUUUUUCAGAGUGGGUAUUAAGGUUUAGCAGUGAAUAAAAGAAAGGGUUGAAGAAAAACAUAAUCUCUGUAACACAGAAUAUUAGCUUCAAAACCUAUUUUUAUUUCAUGGUCUUUCCCUCACAUUCAGUUGUAAUUGUGUUCCAAUGAAACUGCAUUCCUAUCUAAUGACUUGUUUCCAUAAUUUAUUUACAGAAUGUAAUGCACUGCUUGAGCUAUGAUUUUACCAGAAGAGGAUUACUGCACUCUUGAAGAGAUUGUUAGAUUUAGUCUUUGACCGAAAAAGGGAAAAAAUUAAAGAUGCAUGUGUUUGCCUGGCCAGUAUGACUCACCCCAGUUACACUUACCUACUCAGUGGUGAGACUAAUCAGAAUGCUGAUUCCAUGUUGUAAAUGUGAAAUCUGAGCCCAUACAAAUGGCUCUCAUUAAGACAUAAUCUCAUUAGCUUUUAUUUUGUUGUUAAAAAUAUUUUUCAUAUGUUUUCUUUUGUCUUUUGUUUUUAUUUAAUUGGUUGUUUUUAUUUUAUUAAAUGUUUACUAACUCAUUUAUUUUUACUUUUCAAUUUCAGCUGUGAGGCUGAUUCAUGUCCAGUUUGGGUCAUGUUAGGAACCUUAAGAAUGUUUCUGAACCAAUCUUUUCAGUGAUUCUCUUUCAGAUUUUAACCUUUCAGUCAGCAUUCUACAAAUGUUCUAUUUGUGGUGAAUUUUUAUUUUAAUGUCAGUUUCUAUUUCUGAGGCAUCAGUAAAUAACUGCUUAUGCA
Messenger RNA from Electrophorus electricus (electric eel), 2446 nucleotides. It is a transcript of the gene c3ar1, whose product is annotated as C3a anaphylatoxin chemotactic receptor. Gene Ontology annotation, cellular component: plasma membrane. Gene Ontology annotation, biological process: phospholipase C-activating G protein-coupled receptor signaling pathway; positive regulation of cytosolic calcium ion concentration; complement receptor mediated signaling pathway. Lineage: Eukaryota; Metazoa; Chordata; Actinopteri; Gymnotiformes; Gymnotidae. Gene Ontology annotation, molecular function: G protein-coupled receptor activity; complement component C5a receptor activity. The record is from RefSeq and is a predicted model, not a curated record.